This is a messenger RNA of Scleropages formosus (Asian bonytongue), 638 nucleotides long. Its product is annotated as interleukin-17C-like. Gene Ontology annotation, biological process: inflammatory response. Gene Ontology annotation, molecular function: cytokine activity. Gene Ontology annotation, cellular component: extracellular region. The record is from RefSeq and is a predicted model, not a curated record. Lineage: Eukaryota; Metazoa; Chordata; Actinopteri; Osteoglossiformes; Osteoglossidae. The transcript has 3 exons. The coding region runs from base 138 to 638 and encodes 166 amino acids.
AUCCUCUAGCAGGCAUUUUCCCUCCACCAGCACUCAUCAUCCAGGUCUCUCUUUAUCUUCCAGCACUCAUCCUCACCUCCUCCAGCCAUCAUCCUUCACCUUCCCCUCUGCCUUCUUCCCCCAGCUGCUCUGACACAAUGAGGGCUGCCAUUUGUGUGCUCCUCUCUCUCCUGCUCCUGGGCUCUUCAGCAAUGAAGCACAAGGCCUGUCUCAGUAAAAGUGAGCUGGGCUUACAGGGCCAGAAGUUCCUGAGAAAACAUCUGCAACGGUCUGGAUGGUUUCUCGUUCAGACCCCAUUAACUCUGUAUAAGAGCGAGGAGAAGCGUACCUGUGCAGGGUUCACACCACAGUCCGCAUCACCCGAGCACAGGAACAGAGCACUGUCACCCUGGAAGUACAGGAUUGAUGUGGAUGAGAACAGGUACCCCCAAGAGAUUGCUGUGGCAGAAUGCCUGUGUGAGGGCUGCAUCAUCAAUGGGCAGGAGAACCUCACUUUCAACUCAGAGCCUGUGAAGCAGACUAUCAUGGUGUCCAGGUAUGAGAAGUGCCCAGAGGACCCACAAAAGUUUUCACUGGUGAUGGAGCCCAUGGAGAUUGAAGUGGCCUGUACCUGCGUGAUUCCUCGAACAUCUCACUGA